AUGAAGCACCUUCAAGAUCAUCUCUGCACUAUUUUCCCCAUUGUGCUUUUGACUGUGGUCACCACUGCAGCGGUAGAUCCUGAACUUUCGCAUGCUGAUUUUGUUCCCGUCUGGGAGGAGCAUAUCUAUCGACCUCACCCGGCACACUUUCGAUACGACCCCACGAUCAUUCCUGACUCCAAAACAAUUUCCGACUUGAACCAACAACCGGAGUCUGGAGAAGCUUCGACAAGUAACGCGCUGCCAUCUUUCGUUACGAUAUCGCAGCAUCCGAUACCAGCCUUCCGAGAUGCUUCAGGUCGAGAGUGGGGUCCAUUCGAGCUCAAUCCGAUCCAUUUUCAAGCCCUCGAAUAUCCUCUGUCGAUGCGAGAGCUGGAACAUCUUUCUAAAGACCACAACCUGCCAGGCGAUGUGACCAGCAAUGGCCCACCGACAUUCUCUCUAGCUAGUCGUCGUUCGCUUCCAUCCGCCAUCAGACCGGUUGUCUUCAAUCCGCAGCCCGAGAUUCUCACCCAGAUAUCCGAGGUGAUCCAGGCACGUUUAGCGAAGGCUGGCAUACCUCUUGACACCAUAAGUCACGACAAUCCUCUUCAGCAAGGAACGUACCUGCCACCGCCGCUGAGGAGGACGCAGAACGGUCUGGAGUUCCCGAGCGAACUUCUCGAGGGACGGUACUCUGAGAUCUUGUAUCAUCGUAUCAGACACCCUUCACCCGAGCCCACACUCUUCACUUUCCCAGUGGCAGUAGGAGGACGCAUUAGGUACGUUCUGGCUGCCACGGCAAAGCCAGCCCCGCAUACCCCGAUGCGAUGGGGAACGAGGACGACUAGCACUCUGUGGUUGUUUUACGAGCCGAGGUAUACGAGGAGCGUUUUCUCGGGCGAGCCGAUGCAGAGAGGGGUAUCGCUGCUAGGUGCUAUGUUUCUGCCAAAGUUUGCUGAGGAUGCCUUGGUGCAGUCAGGAGUCCUGAUCGCUUAUCCUAGUUUACGGAGAGGAGCUCGGUGA
Messenger RNA from Pseudozyma hubeiensis SY62, 1005 nucleotides. RefSeq lists its product as hypothetical. The transcript has a single exon. Lineage: Eukaryota; Fungi; Basidiomycota; Ustilaginomycetes; Ustilaginales; Ustilaginaceae. The record is from RefSeq and is a predicted model, not a curated record. The coding region runs from base 1 to 1005 and encodes 334 amino acids.